Molecule: messenger RNA, 2007 nt
Organism: Cladocopium goreaui
Lineage: Eukaryota; Dinophyceae; Suessiales; Symbiodiniaceae
Source: the annotation of a GenBank genome assembly
AUGAAGAAGAAAGCAAGCAAAGCCAGCGGAAGCCACCCUGCGAAACGCCAAAUCCUCAUGCUCCUGAAGGAUGAGGGCAGCGGUGUGCCUGGUGUGCCACAACGGCGCCUGGCGGCUGUGGCGCUGGCACUGUCCCUAUCCCUGGCAGGUCUCAGUAGUGCGAGGGCUUUGAUCAAAGGCAACACGCCUCCGAAGGACUAUGGCUUGGGAAAGGGCCUCAAUAAGGCUGGGCCCUUGGACUGUAGAUCUCGCACCGAGUGCGAAGAGAUGGGUUUGAAGCGAGAAGAGGAGAAGUAUGGCAACCCCAACUCGCAGGAAAAGACCUACAAGCUCACCUCCAGCGGUGCGCGGUACAAGGACAUGAAGCCGGGCAACGAGUCAGACGGCGUUGUCAAGGUCGGCGAUGAUUUGAAGAUCAGGUACAGAGUGAUGCGAAGCGGCAAGAGAUCCUACGAUGGACUGUCCGGAGAGGCGACAACUCUGUUUUCACUCGGAUAUGGCGAAGACGAUGGCCCCAAGGACGCCACUUUGAAUGCUCCCAUUGGGCAAGGCCGUUUUGUUAAGGCUUUGGACGAGGGCCUGGUUGGCAUGGCCGUGGGUGGCGUGCGAAGGGUGCAGGUGCGACCUGACUAUGGCCUUGGUUGGAAGAAGGAGGGGAAGUGCGCUGAGGCUAUUGGAGCAGUUGGCGUGGUGGCUGGCUUGCCUGCUGCUGGUGCAGAACGAGAGUCUGCAUGCCUCGAUGACUCGCUGCUGCCGCAGCCGAUUGAUUGGGAUGCGAAGCGACGGUUUGAACGACGCUUUGACGAGGGCUUGAUCGUUGAGGUUGAGCCCCUUGGCUUAUGGGGCUGGGCAAGUGACUUCAUUGACUUUCGCAAAAAAAAGGCUGAUGCCUUGUGUCGAGAAGCAGAGGAGGAGGAGAAGAAGGAAACGGCUGCCUCCAACCAGGCUCUGGGCCUUGAAGAAGGACCGAAGGGUCCCCCAACAGCUCAGGCCGAGAAGGAACUCAGCAAUCUGGGAGCCCAUUCUAAGCAGCGCAACGACUUCAUUGCUUGGCAACAGGAGCGCGAGGUGACUUUGACACACACAGAGUGUCCAUCGCAGGAUGGGACUGUGGACCUCUCUGAGUACAAGGGCAAGGCCAUUCGCCUCAAGGGCUGUAGAGGUGUGAACUAUGUGGUGCCCUGUAGCGGUGUGUUGAAGCUCAUGAUGGACAGCUGCAGUGAUGUGCAGCUGCACCUGCAGGGCUCCUUGAUCACCUCUACGUUGGAGCUCUACAAGUGUCAGCAAGUGGAGGUCACCUUGGACCAGCCCUUGGGCACAUUGCAGGUGGACGAAUGUCCCGAAGCGCUGCUGGUGCGCUAUGCGGAGAGGGACUUUUUUGGCAAGGCCUACCAUCAGAACUCGCCAGGAUUCGCAGUAGCUUGGGGCCUGGCCGGCGGGUCGGCAUGCUCACAGACAAUUGGUCGUGAGGGGCCGUUCCAGCUGAUGAGCUGUAUCGCAGAGGGUUCCCUCCAGACGGAGGCUGUGAGACGUGGAGAGAUGGAGUUCCCGUUGGAUUUGGGCCUUGCCAAGAAACAAGAUCAGCCGGAGCCCGAGGCCCUGCCGGCGGCAGAGGAACGACAGAAGGAGGCUGAGAGACAACGCAUGGCGGGCAACGAGAUGUUCCGUGCCAGCGACUUUGCCCAAGCCGCAGCGCUCUACAGCUUGGCUUUGGAGAAGGCUCCAGAGAUGGGUAGCGUGUGGGCCAACCGAGCCCAGUGCUGGUUGAAACUUGGAGAUCAUGAGAAGGCCCUGGCUGAUGCCAAAAAGUGCACCGAGGUGGAGCCAACUAACCCCAAGGGUUGGUUCCGGCAGGGCAUGAGUUUACACGCUAUGAAACGAUAUGCCGAAGCGAUCCCUUUUCUGCUGGAGGCUGAGAAACUGGAACCGAGCAACAAGCAGAUUCAAGAUGCCAUCAAAAUGGCACAAAUGAAGGCGAGGAACAGCGCCUAUGCGCAGAGCCAGUGA